CAUCGCAGCAACCACGACGACAACAACAACGACGUCGGCGGCCGCGAUUACCGCGGCAACGGGCCUAAGCGCGUCCGCGUCGAAGAAGAAAAAGAAAACCAGCAACAUGUUGGGCCGGAAGCAGAGCAUCAAGGGCGAACCGGUGCUGGCCGAUUAUGGGCCGGAAGAGUCGCUCAACGAAAGUGCCGACAUCGAAUGGGUCAACAAGCUAUGGGUCCGCCGGUUGAUGCGACUGUGUGCCUUGAUAUCGCUGACGUCCGUGUCACUCAACACGCCGAAAACGUUCGAGCGGCAUCCCUUCCUGCAGUACUGUACCUUCUGCUGCGAUACGGUCGCAACGCUUCUGUUUACCUCCGAAAUGAUAGCCAAGAUCCAUAUCCGUGGAGCAUUGCGGGGCGAAGCACCAUACUUUAAGGACCAUUGGUGCCAGUUCGAUGCUUCGAUGGUGCUGUUUCUUUGGCUUUCCGUCAGCCUGCAGGUGUUCGAGAUGCUUGGUAUUGUGCCCAAGUUUUCGUACCUCAGCACGGUACGGGCACCGCGUCCGCUUAUCAUGAUACGCUUCCUGCGCGUCUUCCUGAAGUUCUCCAUGCCCAAGAGCCGCAUCAAUCAAAUAUUCAAACGAUCCAGCCAACAGAUCUACAACGUAACACUGUUCUUCCUGUUCUUUAUGUCGCUGUAUGGAUUGCUCGGUGUGCAGUUUUUCGGCGAGCUCAAGAACCACUGUGUGCUGAACACAACCGAACCGGAAAGCUUAACGAUCAAUUCGCUCGCCAUACCGGACACGUUCUGUUCGUUGGAUCCCAACUCUGGCUACCAGUGUCCCACCGGCAUGAAGUGCAUGAAGAUGGACUUUCUUACGAACUAUGCGAUGGGUUUUACCGGGUUCGAAGACAUUGCGACCAGCAUCUUCACCGUAUAUCAGGCGGCAUCGCAGGAGGGCUGGGUGUUUAUCAUGUACCGUGCGAUCGACUCACUCCCAGCAUGGCGUGCCGCAUUCUACUUCAGCACAAUGAUCUUCUUUCUGGCAUGGCUAGUGAAGAACGUGUUCAUCGCCGUCAUCACGGAAACGUUCAACGAGAUACGGGUACAGUUCCAGCAGAUGUGGGGCGUACGGGGACACAUCCAGAACAGUACGGCGUCGCAGAUUAUUACCGGCGAUGAUAGCGGUUGGAAGUUGGUAACGAUCGACGAUAACAAGCACGGUGGGAUUGCGCCGGAAACGUGUCACACCAUCCUGCGAUCGCCCUAUUUCCGGAUGCUAGUCAUGACGGUCGUACUGGCGAACGGGAUCGUCACGGCCACCAUGCACUUUAAGCACGACGGACGUCAGAGGCAUGUGUUUUACGAGAAGUACUACUACAUCGAGAUAACGUUUACCUUCUUCCUGGAUCUGGAGACGCUGUUCAAGAUCUAUUGUCUCGGGUGGCGCAGCUACUUUAAGCAUUCGAUACACAAGUUUGAGCUGCUGCUUGCUAUCGGCACGACGCUACACAUCAUCCCGGCACUUUAUCUGAGCGGGUUCACGUACUUCCAGGUGUUGCGAGUCGUGCGGCUAAUCAAAGCGUCACCGAUGCUGGAGGGCUUCGUGUACAAAAUCUUUGGUCCAGGCAAGAAACUUGGCUCGCUGAUCAUCUUUACCAUGUGCUUGCUGAUCAUAAGCUCCAGCAUAUCGAUGCAGCUGUUUUGCUUUCUGUGCGAUUACACCAAGUUCGAAAGCUUCCCGGAUGCGUUCAUGUCCAUGUUUCAGAUUCUGACACAGGAAGCGUGGGUCGAGGUGAUGGACGAGACGAUGAUCAGGACGAGCAAAACGCUUACGCCGCUCGUUGCGGUGUACUUCAUCCUGUAUCAUCUGUUUGUGACGCUGAUUGUGUUAAGCUUGUUCGUGGCCGUCAUCUUGGACAAUCUCGAGCUGGACGAGGACAUCAAGAAGCUAAAGCAGCUCAAGUUUCGCGAGCAGAGUGCAGAGAUCAAGGAAACGCUACCGUUCCGGUUACGGAUCUUUGAAAAGUUUCCCGACUCACCGCAGAUGGCCAUUCUGCAUAAGAUCCCGAACGACUUCACCCUGCCGAAGGUGCGCGAAUCGUUCAUGAAGCAGUUUGUGCUCGAGAUGGAACCGGAAGAUCUGGAAGGAUAUCAACGGCCCAUGCCGGAGUGUUGGGAUUCGCGGAUCGCGUACAAAAAGCAUCGCCCGAUCAAUGUGAUGAACAAAACGGCUAAGGUGUGUAUGGUGGGUAGCGAUUUGCGCAAGCUUGCCAUCACACACAUCAUCAACGAUUCCAACAAUCAGCGGCUCAUGUUGGGCGAUUCGUCCAUGUUGCCGGUCGCUGGGACGAAGGCGGGACUGAAACCCCAGGGCACAAUUACCCAGACGAAACCGUGGCGGGUGGACCAGAAGAAGUUUGGUUCACGUUCGAUCCGACGGUCGGUGCGCAGUGGGUCGAUUAAGUUGAAGCAGACGUACGAACAUCUGAUGGAGAAUGGUGAUAUUGGAGCGGCUAGCCGGGUCACAUCGUCCCGAGCACGUCCGCACGAUCUGGACAUUAAGAUCCUGCAGGCUAAGCGGCAGCAGGCGGAGAUGCGUCGCAAUCAGCGGGAGGAAGAUCUGCGCGAAAAUCACCCAUUCUUCGAUACGCCCCUGUUUGCGGUACCGAGGGAAAGCCGGUUCCGAAAGAUUUGCCAGCGUAUUGUGCACGGUCGGUACGAUGCGCGGUUGAAGGAUCCACUCACCGGGAAGGAGCGCAAGGUGCAGUACAAAAGUCUUCACAAUUUUCUUGGCCUUGUCACGUACCUCGAUUGGGUGAUGAUCUUCGUAACGACCCUUUCCUGCAUCUCGAUGAUGUUCGAAACGCCCCAAUACCGUGUGAUGGAGCACGUCGCCCUACAGGUAGCCGAGUACACGUUUGUCAUUUUCAUGAGCCUCGAGCUGGCACUCAAAAUCCUAGCCGACGGUCUUUUCUUCACGCCCAAAGCGUACAUCAAAGAUGUCGCCUCGGUGCUGGACGUAUUUAUCUACGUCGUGUCCACCAGCUUUCUCAUCUGGAUGCCGCGCCAAGUGCCGAGCAACUCUUCCGCCCAACUGCUCAUGAUACUGCGCUGCCUGCGUCCGCUGCGAAUCUUCACACUGGUUCCCCAUAUGCGCAAGGUGGUGUACGAGCUGUGCCGUGGCUUCAAGGAGAUACUGCUCGUAUCCACACUGCUCAUCCUGCUGAUGUUUAUCUUCGCUAGCUACGGUGUGCAGCUGUACGGUGGCCGACUGGCACGCUGUAACGAUCCAACGAUACAGAAGCGCGAGGAUUGUGUCGGUGUGUUUAUGAGACGUGUGUUUGUGACCAAGAUGAAGCUAACGCCGGGUGUGAAUGAAUCCUACCCCUCGAUGCUGGUACCACGCGUUUGGGCUAAUCCACGGCGAUUCAACUUCGAUAACAUCGGUGACGCCAUGUUGGCACUGUUUGAGGUGCUUUCGUACAAGGGCUGGAUCGAUGUGCGGGAUGUACUGAUAAAGGCGCUCGGCCCAGUACAUGCGAUCUACAUUCAUGUGUACAUCUUUUUGGGCUGUAUGAUCGGGCUAACGCUGUUCGUCGGUGUGGUGAUUGCGAACUAUUCGGAGAACAAGGGUACUGCGCUGUUGACCGUCGAUCAGCGCCGUUGGUGUGAUCUGAAGAAGCGACUAAAGAUCGCUCAACCGCUACAUUUGCCACCGCGCCCGGAUGGCCGUAAGUUUCGUGCGUUUGUUUACGACAUUACCCAGCACAUUGCGUUCAAGCGGUGCAUCGCGGUGGUGGUGCUGGUGAACAGUAUGCUCCUGUCAAUUACGUGGACUAAAGAUGAGGUGCACACCGAGCGUCUGGUGAUCGUCAGUACCAUCCUGACGUUCGUGUUUGUCAUCGAGGUCGUCAUGAAGAAUAUCGCCUUUACACCGCGCGGCUAUUGGCAGUCGAGGAGAAAUCGGUACGAUCUGUUAGUUACCGUCGCGGGCGUCGUCUGGAUCUUUCUGCAAACCACACUGCGAAGCGAUUUAUCAUAUUUCAUUGGUUUUAUGGUUGUCAUAUUGCGAUUUUUCACAAUAACUGGCAAGCAUACGACCUUGAAAAUGUUAAUGCUUACCGUCGGUGUGUCGGUGUGCAAAUCGUUCUUCAUCAUCUUCGGCAUGUUUUUGCUGGUGUUUUUCUACGCCCUCGCCGGUACGAUACUGUUCGGCACGGUCAAGUACGGCGAAGGUAUCGGACGACGGGCCAAUUUCGGCUCACCGGUGACCGGGGUCGCGAUGCUGUUCCGCAUCGUAACGGGUGAGGAUUGGAACAAGAUCAUGCAUGACUGCAUGGUACAGCCACCGUACUGUACGCCGGCCGCCAACUAUUGGGAAACGGACUGUGGCAACUUUACCGCCAGCCUGAUCUACUUCUGCACCUUCUACGUCAUCAUCACGUACAUCGUGCUGAACCUGCUUGUCGCUAUUAUCAUGGAGAACUUUUCGCUGUUCUACUCGAACGAAGAGGACGCCCUGCUAUCGUAUGCCGAUAUACGAAACUUCCAAAACACGUGGAACAUUGUGGACAUACAUCAGCGCGGUGUCAUCCCGGUGCGGCGGGUAAAGUUUAUCCUGCGCCUGCUAAAGGGCCGUCUGGAGUGUGACCCACAGAAGGAUCGGUUGCUGUUCAAGUACAUGUGCUACGAGCUGGACAAGCUGCACAACGGGGAGGACGUUACGUUCCAUGACGUGAUUAACAUGCUUUCGUAUCGGUCGGUCGACAUACGGAAAGCGCUACAGUUGGAGGAACUGUUGGCAAGGGAGGAGUUUGAGUACAUCAUAGAGGAAGAGGUAGCCAAGCAGACGAUACGAACCUGGCUGGAGGGCUGUCUGAAAAAGAUACGGGCGAACAAUGUUGCGAAACAACAAAACUCGCUAAUCGCUGGCCUGCGUGCAACGAACGAUCAGAAACAGCAGCAACAACAACAGCAGCAGCAGCAACAACAACAACAGCAGCAGCAGCAGCAGCAACAGCAACAACAGCAGCAACAAACUGGACCCACCGGAAGCACCCAACAAUCGCAACAGCAGCAAACCCCAUCAUCUCAACAGCAACAACCAGCCCAGCAACAGCAAGCCACCCAAACCCAAUCCCAAGUAACGUCCCCACUGCAAUCCUCAACCACCUCCCAAGCCGCCUCAUCCGUUACCAGCCCUGGCCAGCUAUCGAAACAGCCGGAAGAAUCACCUACGGGUAAGGAUGGCACCAGCCUCGAACUACCCGAUACCGAUCAAACAGCGAAGGACAUCGAAAAUAAUGCGAAAAAUCGCAAGAAAACAGCCACCGUACUGAAUCGCUCCGAUUCGACCGGUUCGAGCAGCGGGCGUAAAUUUCUCGCUCCCACCCUUUCCGAUCCUCAGGCCAAAAAUGAAAAGGAUCGAUACAUGAGCAAGAAGAAGCAGCAGCGCGCCCCACCGUCCAUCAAUGUCGGUGGGACCGGUGGCGUUGGUGGUAAGGCGUCCCAUUUGAGCGAGAUCGGAGCGCACAGCUUGCAUCUGCACUAUCACCACGGUAGCUUUAGUCAUGGGUAUGGCGGUGGAGAACAUUCGCCCCAUUCGCAGCCACUUCAUCAUCACCAUCAACAUUCGCAUCAGCAGCAGCUGCAUUAUCAGCAGGCCCAGCAACAGCAGCAGCAAGCGAAGUUUGGCCAUGCGCACACCAACAUGAUCUACGAGGUGCACGACUGGUGGCAGGAGCAGGUGCUGAGCACGCACAGCGAGGAGGAGGACAAUUGA
This is a messenger RNA of Anopheles maculipalpis, 5764 nucleotides long. RefSeq names its product sodium leak channel NALCN (gene na). The record is from RefSeq and is a predicted model, not a curated record. Bases 107 to 5764 code for a protein of 1885 amino acids. Gene Ontology annotation, biological process: transmembrane transport; monoatomic ion transport. Lineage: Eukaryota; Metazoa; Arthropoda; Insecta; Diptera; Culicidae. The transcript has 11 exons. Gene Ontology annotation, cellular component: membrane. Gene Ontology annotation, molecular function: monoatomic cation channel activity.